This is a messenger RNA of Symbiodinium pilosum, 1281 nucleotides long. NCBI's taxonomy places the organism in Eukaryota, Dinophyceae, Suessiales, Symbiodiniaceae. The record is from the annotation of a GenBank genome assembly.
AUGCGAGGGAUUUCGCUUCGCAAGACCUUGCAGCUUGGAGACAAGUUGUGGCUGGAAGACCCAUCUGCUGUUAGCAAAGCACGCCUAUCAAAAAUAUUCUCUGCAUCUCAGCAGACAAAUAGGUAUGACAUCUUCUUAUCCCACACUUGGCACACGCACGGAGCUUGGAAAUUCCUGUGUUUGCUUCUGCACUUCGGCUGGCCCAUUGUGUUCUUGUUCUGGGCAUUCGGGGUUGUGCUUGCGUACAUGUUGGUAUUGCUGGACAUUCUGCCACUUACGACCACUUGGGAGGCUGUAGCGGUUGACUUCCAGAGCACGGUUCCUUAUGGUUGUUGGGUCAUGGUGAUAGCAUCUACAGCGGCAGUAUUGGGGCUGCUUGCAUCGCCCUAUUUCCCGCUCAAGUCAGACAUGUGCUUCUUGGAUUUCGUUUGCGUGAACCAGACGGAUGAUAAGAAGAUGAAGGAGGGGAUCCGAGCUAUCGGAGCUUUUCUUGCUGCUUCCUCGGAGCUGCGAGUUCUCUGGAGCGCGCCGUACCUGGAUAGACUAUGGUGCCUGUUCGAACUCGCAGCAUACCGCAAGUUAAACCCUCAAGGGAGGAUAGUGAUGCUGCCAGUGACAGGUGAGAUCACUGUUUUGCUUAUGCACAUUUGGGUGCAAGUCGCUUCUGCUGCAUUCUGGAUUGCCAGGACAGGUCCACGGGGUGGGGACCCCGUGCGAGUCGUUGUGGCAGUGUCCUGCUCUUUUCUGGUUGUUUUUCCGACGCUUGCACAUGCAGCGUGGCAGAAGCACAGUGCAAGCGAGGCGUUGCAGCAAAGGCUGGCCCAGUUUGACCUUACAACAGUGCAGUGCGCCAACGAUUUUGACAAGAACUGCAUCCAUGAAGCCAUCAUAACUUGGUAUGGCAGCUUACAGGCUUUCACUGAUCACAUACGUGGACCGUUCCGGCUGGAAGUCAUACGACUCCUGCGGGCAGAAGGAACUAUUCCGAUCCACUGGAUCUCCCUGUUGCUGAUUCCAAUCUUGAACUUGUCCUUCGAAGGACUUCUCGCUCUGUGGAAAGCAAGUGCGCCCUCGGUGUCUUUUCUUACGUAUUUCAUGGCUCAGGUAAUAGGGGUGAUUGUCCUUUGGCUUCCGUCCGUGGGACUCUUCGGUGUCUAUGCCAGCGUUCACGGAGUGCGGUACGGACAUUGGAGGCUCAGGCCCUUCAUGCUGGAAUUCUUCCUCGUCUUUUGCCUUUGCGCUGUUCUCUUUAUAGCUGGGAUGUCCUUUUCUGCUGCUUGA